Gastrolobium bilobum is the source of this 1581-nucleotide messenger RNA. RefSeq lists its product as uncharacterized. NCBI's taxonomy places the organism in Eukaryota, Viridiplantae, Streptophyta, Magnoliopsida, Fabales, Fabaceae. The record is from RefSeq and is a predicted model, not a curated record. The transcript has 4 exons. The annotation marks the transcript as partial.
AUGAUGCAGAUGAUGCAGAUGCAGAAACAACAACAACAACUGGAUGCUCUCACUAAGCAGCUAUCUUAUCAGAAGGUUGCUUCUGUGGACACUAAUUCUGUGUGUGCCAUUUGUGGGAAGAGCCAUGUUACGGAUGAUUGUGAUUACGGGGGAUCAGUUGAACAAGCAGAAGUGAAUGGGGUAUGGUAUGAUCAGAGGAACCACAACAACCAGGGGCGAAAUAUGUAUAUUUCACCAUGGAAGAAUAAGAAUCAACACCCAGGGUUCAAUUACAGUUCCAAUCAUCAGUUGAAUCCUCCACUGCAUCCUCUUUCAACACACUCAUCACAACAAGGGGUCAAAUUCUUUCAGAGAGGAAACUUUUUCUUCCAUGCAAGAGACAAAAACAGCAUUCAGGAACCAGGAAGCAUCUAUCCGGAAUUUGGAGACACAAUUGGGCAGUUGUCUAGACAGAUAUCUGAGAGGCCACAGGGAAAGUUCCCUGGUGAUACCAUGGUGAAUCCAAAGGAGCAUUGCAAGUCCAUAAUUACAAGAAGUGGGCUUGUGCUUCAACCGGUUAAGAAGAAAGUGGAAGAAAAGAAAGAUGAGGAGGAAGUUGUCAUCGAAGAUGUUGUUGUUGAAAAAGAAGAAGAAGAAAAAGAAAUUCAGAAGCAGCAUUAUGCAAGGUUUCUGGAUAUUUUCAAGAAGUUGCAGAUCAACAUUCCAUUUGCUGAAGCUUUGGAGAACAUGCCACACUAUGCAAAAUUCAUAAAGGAUCUUCUGUCUAAGAAGAGGAAGUUGAAGGAUGGUGAGACUGUGGCAUUAACAGAGGAAUGUAGUGCCCUGAUUCAGAAGAAGCUUCCUCCAAAGUUAAAAGAUCCAGGAAGUUUCAGCAUCCCUAUUGCCAUUGGAGAUGUGGAAGUAGGAAAAGCACUGUGUGAUUUGGGGGCCAGCAUAAAUUUGAUGCCAUUGUCUGUCUAUAGAGCUUUGGGGAUUAACAAGUUGAAAGAUAACAAUGUUAUUCUGCAUCUAGCAGAUAGAUCCAUCAAGAGACCAGAAGGGGUGGUAGAAGAUGUUCUGGUCAAGGUGGAUAAAUUCAUUUUUCCUGUGGACUUUGUGAUACUUGAUAUGGAAGAAGAAGAUACUGAAAGCCCUCUACUUCUAGGGAAGCCAUUCUUAGCAACUGCCAGAUCCCUGAUUGAUGUUGAACAAGGGAAGCUGAUGCUAAGGGUGAAUGAAGAAACAAUUACAAUAGAUGUGUUUGAAGCCAUUAAACAUCAUGUAGAUGUGGAGGAUUGUUUCAGAAUUGAUAUCAUACAGGAGGAGAAACCAGUGGUUGAAGAGUUGGAAAAGAAGGUAGAUGACAUUCCUAAGGGAGCACCUAAGGUGGAACUGAAGGAAUUUCCUUCAAAUCUUAAAUAUGUGUUCCUUGGAGAUGAUCAAACAUACCCAGCCAUUAUCAAUGCAUUGUUGUCUGAAAGGGAGGAAGUGAAGUUAGUUGAGGUGCUCAAGAAGAACAAGACAGCCAUGGGUUGGUCAUUUUCAGAUAUUAAGGGUAUCAACUCUUCCUUCUGCACUCAUAAGAUAUUGAUGGAAGAGGAG